Blastocystis hominis is the source of this 1137-nucleotide messenger RNA. RefSeq lists its product as hypothetical. The transcript is spliced from 6 exons. Lineage: Eukaryota; Bigyra; Opalinata; Blastocystidae. The record is from RefSeq and is a predicted model, not a curated record. Bases 1 to 1137 code for a protein of 378 amino acids. Gene Ontology annotation, molecular function: antiporter activity. Gene Ontology annotation, cellular component: Golgi apparatus.
AUGAAUUGUGGGCGCCACUCCUUCAAAACUCAUACCCUCAUCAUUUUUCUGGAUUACCAUUAUCGUUAUUAUCAUAGAAUGUACGGUGAAAAGGUAAAGAUCGCUUUGGUGGUUGCUUCCUAUUUCGUUGUGUCCAUCUCGAUGGUUCUGAUGAACAAGUUUUUAUUAGCUAAAGAGGAGAGCAUACCGGCUCCUUUUUUUGUGACUUGGUACCAGUGUGUUUUAACAGCUAUUAUUUGUUGGGCUCUGGGACUAUGCGGAAAGGCUUCUAGUGAGUCGUCGUUCAUUCACCAAUUCCCUGAGCAGUAUUAUGAUAUUGGAACAGCGUUCCGUAUUCUUCCUCUUUCACUCAUUUUCGUCGGUAUGAUUACCUUUAAUAACCUCUGUCUCAAGUAUGUGAACGUUUCAUUCUACCUGGUGGCUCGGUCUCUGACCAUUGUAUUCAAUGUUGUUUUGUCUUACUUGUUCCUCGGGAUUAAAACCUCUCUGGCAGUCAUCACGUGCUGUGCCAUUGUAAUCUUUGGCUUUUACAUCGGUUCGGAUGGCGAGGUCAAUUUCUCCCUGAUCGGUACCGUCUUCGGAGUUCUGUCCUCCCUCUUCGUCUCCCUGAACAGCAUUUACACCAAGAAGAUGAUCCCCAUCGUCGACAACAACAGCUGGAAGCUGUGCUUUUACAACAACAUGAACUCGACGAUCCUGUUCAUCCCUCUGAUCCUCGCUUUCGAGCGAGGCAUCAUCCUCGAGCACAUCAAAGCCUUCGCCUCGCCCAUUUUCUGGACCGUCAUGAACGCUGCCGGCAUCUUCGGCUUCCUGAUCGGCAUCGUUACGAUCGCUCAGAUCAGUUUGACCUCGCCGUUGACCCACAACAUCUCCGGAACCGCGAAGGCCUGCGUCCAGACCAUCGUCGCCGUGGUGUUCCUGGGCGAUAAGCUGUCGCUCCGCUCGGCGUUCGGUACGUUCUUGGUGCUGUUCGGCACGUUCUUGUAUUCGCUGGUGCGCAGCCGCGAGAUGGAUCUGGAGAAGGCGAAGAAGAAGGCGCAGGCGGAUGAGGCUUUUGUGAACGAGAACUCGGACGCGGUUGGAUCGGAUACGAAGGACACGGAGGUGAAGCCGCUGCUGAGUCGGAAGGAGCAGUAA